Messenger RNA from Elgaria multicarinata webbii, 1351 nucleotides. RefSeq names its product TATA-box binding protein associated factor 13 (gene TAF13). The transcript has 4 exons. The coding region runs from base 97 to 471 and encodes 124 amino acids. The record is from RefSeq and is a predicted model, not a curated record. Gene Ontology annotation, cellular component: transcription factor TFIID complex. Gene Ontology annotation, molecular function: protein heterodimerization activity. Gene Ontology annotation, biological process: transcription by RNA polymerase II. NCBI's taxonomy places the organism in Eukaryota, Metazoa, Chordata, Lepidosauria, Squamata, Anguidae.
CGCCACGCCACCAGUAGCGAUGUAAGCUCUGGCACGGGCGGAAGAAGCUGCCUGUGGUGUCCGACCCCAGAAGGCAGCUGCGGUGUCGCUGUGAUCAUGGCGGACGAAGAGGAGGAUCCGCCUUUUGAAGAAGAUACGGAAGAAGCUGGAGGAGGGCCAGAUGGUGGACAGGGCAAAAGGAAGCGGCUAUUCUCCAAAGAAUUGAGAUGUAUGAUGUAUGGAUUUGGAGAUGACCAGAACCCGUACACAGAGUCGGUAGAUAUUCUUGAAGACCUAGUCAUAGAAUUCAUCACAGAAAUGACCCACAAAGCAAUGUCUAUUGGACGGCAAGGUCGAGUACAAGUUGAAGAUAUCGUCUUCUUGAUCCGUAAAGACCCCAGGAAGUUUGCCCGUGUAAAAGACUUGUUAACAAUGAAUGAAGAACUGAAACGGGCCAGGAAAGCAUUUGAUGAAGCAAACUAUGGCUCUUGAACCUUUUGUGAUGCAGGUAGAUGACAAGGGCAAGAAGCCCCCCCCCCCCCCCCAAUCUCAUUCUUCUGACUUGCCCUUUAGCUGAAAGCCAGGAAAUAGCUUGGACCUGAGAACCUGCAGUCUUGCUCAGAUGUAACUCAUAUUUUCAAAAUGUAGCAUUGUAUUUGUCUCAUUGAAGUUUUCAGGAGUUUCACACAAAUAAUUUUAGAAGGGGAAUGCUCAAAUCCAUCUCCCAACAUUUGAGCAAUUUGUAGUGGGUUUUUUUUUUUUAAAAAAAAUUGUAGCAUGUAGGUAACCAGAAUGCCAGACAAGAACCACACCACACUUAUUCUUUAGAACUGUGUUUGUGUGGAUUUGUAAAUAAGCUGCCCAACACAGUAUUUUUAUUCAAAAUCAAAAUGUUUGGUCGCUGUUCUUGAGGGGUUAAGUUUCAUGAGGCUUCAGGCCAUAGUCAGUUUCAGUGCAGAGCAUUGCUUCUGAAACAUGGAUAGCAGCGGGUGCAUUCACAACUGCCUUCGCAAAUAGUAGUAGUAAAUGGGUGCACAUGCACCAAAAUUAGUAGGAGUGUUUUUAUGGAGCGUGGACUGUAUAGAAUGACUUUACUGACUAGAGUGUGGGUCAGUGCUGGUUGAUAGGGUAGGUAAACAUGUACCCUUAAUGAUGGUGGUUAUUUUCAUGUUUGGACGAUAAUACAAUCCUGCCCUUCCCAAAUUUCUUAAGUGGUAAUUCUAUGCUAACUUUCAGGCUCUGUGAAAGAUGGGAAGCACACUGCUAUGCAUAGCCGUAGGUUAAACAGAACAAUUACGAGAGCCAAUAUUUUGAUUUUGUAACACCUGUUGGAAUAAAUGGACCCUUGAUAGGGAAUUCUGCUUUUCUUUUA